AUGAUGUCGUGUGCAGGGCCCUUUAAAGAGCAGCGUGAUGAUGUCGUGUGCAAGGCCCCUUUAAAGAGCAGCGUGAUGAUGUCGUGUGCAGGGCCCUUUAAAGAGCAGCGUGAUGAUGUCGUGUGUAGGGCCCCUUUAAAGAGCAGCGUGAUGAUGUCGUGUGCAGGGCCCUUUAAAGAGCAGCGUGAUGAUGUUGGCCCUUUAAAGAGCAGCGUGAUGAUGUCGUGUGCAGGGCCCUUUACAGAGCACGUGAUGAUGUCGUGUGCAGGGCCCUUUAAAGAGCGCGUGAUGAUGUCGUGUGCAGGGCCCUUUAAAGAGCAGCGUGAUGAUGUCGUGUGA
This is a messenger RNA of Knipowitschia caucasica, 339 nucleotides long. Lineage: Eukaryota; Metazoa; Chordata; Actinopteri; Gobiiformes; Gobiidae. The record is from the annotation of a GenBank genome assembly.